Entelurus aequoreus (snake pipefish) is the source of this 804-nucleotide messenger RNA. RefSeq names its product atonal bHLH transcription factor 1a (gene atoh1a). The record is from RefSeq and is a predicted model, not a curated record. The transcript has 2 exons. Gene Ontology annotation, molecular function: protein dimerization activity. NCBI's taxonomy places the organism in Eukaryota, Metazoa, Chordata, Actinopteri, Syngnathiformes, Syngnathidae. The coding region runs from base 1 to 804 and encodes 267 amino acids.
AUGGACGUCCUUGGCGUGGCAGACUGGUGCGGUAGUGAGGACCAAGACCCACGCGUCUGGCUCGCUCCCACGCAGGCUUCUGGCACCUGCGAGGCACGCGACUCUCCUGCGGACUACACGGACCACUCGCCCUGCUCCAGCGCGGGAUCUUUCCACGAGAGCGACUCCUCGGGUCACCUCAGCCCUCCGAGCUACAGGAAAGCGCCCGCCAGUCCGUCCCGCUCCUCCGCGCUCAAAGUCCGGGACCUGUGCCGCCUGCAGGGCAUCGUGGUCAGCGGGGCCGAGGAGGAGGAUGCGCCGCAGCGCGCCCCCUCGGGCAAGCCCGGCAACGGCGUGCAGAGGCAGAGACGCGUGGCCGCCAACGCCCGGGAGAGGCGACGCAUGCACGGCUUGAACCACGCCUUCGACGCGCUCCGCAGCGUCAUCCCGGCCCUGGACGACGACAAGAAACUGUCCAAGUACGACACCCUGCAGAUGGCGCAGAUUUACAUCAACGCGCUGGCGGAGCUCCUGCAGGGCCCCGCGUCGCCCCGCAAGGGUGAGGGGACUCACCCGGGGCCAGAGGGCCACCUGGCCGCGCACAUUGACGCCAUAUCUCUGGGAGCGGAUGUCUCCUCCUCCUCCUCGCCCUCGUCGUCCUCCAGCACCCCGGCCCCGCGGUUGGAGUCGCCCCGCAGCGACGGAGAGUUUUCCCCGCACUCCCACUUCAGUGACUCGGACGAGAUGCUGGUGGAGCUCCAGUCCAGUGAGGAGGACGAGCUCGCUGAGCUGAACUUGCCCACUCAGCACAUUAUGUCUUUCUAA